AUGUGGUGUGCACAAGUCUUAUUGCUAUGUGUUUUACUAUUAUUUUCCCACUUCUCUUUCACUAAUUUUGAAAGAGAAUCCAUUGCUGACCAUGAUUGUGUACGAAAUUCAUCAUACCUUCCGUGUUAUUACAACUUUGCAACAACAACAAUAUUUACUCAUAAAAAACUUAAGAGAUCCUAUGGUUACAGUCUAUACUAUGCAAACUCGUACGCGUCGCGGCAGAUCUUACUACAAGGAGGAGAUAUCGAAACUAAUCCUGGACCAAAUGCUUCCGAUAUUAAUUUAAAAACUAUAAAAGUAACUCCACACACAGUACGCAAUUCCUCUAUCUCUUUAUGUUUGGUAAAUGCUCAAUCAAUAAGAAACAAAACAGCUGAUUUGGUUGACUAUGUCUAUGAAAACAAAUUCGAUCUCGUAGCUAUUACUGAAACCUGGUUACGUGACAUUGAUGAUGCGAUUAGAGUUGAGCUCUGCCCUGACGGUUACAAGUUCGUAGACUUCCCUCGUGUUAGGUGUGGCGGUGGAGGCAUUGGACUUCUUUAUAAGAACAAUCUUAGAGUUACCACAAUUAGGUCUGGUGAAGAAGAUUCUUUCGAAUACUCAGAGUUACUAGUAGAAGUAUCGAGUUCUCGUAAGUUAAGAGUCGUCAUUGUCUAUAGACCGCCAUACUCAGAACAUCAUAAGAUCUCCAUUGGCACUUUCAUUAGACAGUUCUCUAACUAUAUGGAAUCGGUUAUUUUAUCAAAGGAACACCUGCUCGUUUUAGGGGACUUCAACAUACACUUAGACGUUUCUGAUGAUGCUGAUACUGUAAAAUUUCAUGAUCUGUUGGAAUCCCUUCGGCUUGAGCAACAUGUCACAAAGUCGACUCACAUACAUGGUCAUACCCUUGAUCUUGUUAUUACACGUAAGACAGAAAAUAUCAUUCCAUUUCCACCACGCAGCUGUAGUUAUUUCUCUGAUCAUACAUCAGUUCACUUUGACAUUGCCAUAAAAAAACCACCAUUACAGACUAAAUCAAUCAGCUAUAGAAAGAUCAAGGCUGUGGACAUUGACUGCUUCAAACAUGAAUUGGCAAGCAGUGUCCUAUGCUAUAAAGAACCAAGAGAGCACUCUGUCCCUGAAGAUCUUGAUAGGCUUGUGAACAUCUACAACACCACCCUCACAAGUAUGAUAGAUAAGCAUGCACCACUGACAACCAAAACUGUGAAAGCUAGAUCUCAGGUCCCUUGGUAUAAUCAUGACAUUGCAGCAGCGAAAAGAAAACGGCGCAAGGCAGAACGGAUUUGGAGAAAAAGCAAAGCAGAAGAUGACUUACUCUUGUUCAAAAGGCUGAAAAAUCAUGUUACGUACAUCAGCAAUAAGGCGCGCAGAGAGUUCUACGCACAGUUUAUCAACGAAAAUGGAAAUGACCAAAAUAGACUGUUUAGAGCAACAAAUGCCCUCCUCCACCCGAAGGAUGAAGUGUGCUUCCCUGAUUACUCUGACGAUACAUCACUUGCGAAUGACAUUGGCCAUUUUUUCUAUAAAAAGGUCAUCAAUAUUCGUAAAGAGCUUGACGCUGUGGUUAUUGAUCAAUGUGAUAGUUCUCGACUAAUAAAUGACCCUAAGUUCGGUUUUAAUCAAAGUCUGGAGAAAUUCGAGGUUCUUUCAACUGACAUGGUGUCCCAGCUUAUUCAGAAAUCAGCGAAGAAGAGUUGCGCCCUAGAUCCUAUGCCUACAUCACUCGUGGUCAAGAGUCUAAAUGAACUGCUACCCGUCAUUACCUGCAUGAUCAACUCCUCCCUCUCGCUAGGUUAUUUCCCUUCUGCUUGGAAAUUCACCCUUGUCGAUCCAAGGCUCAAGAAAACUGGUCAACCCGCAUAG
Paramuricea clavata is the source of this 1869-nucleotide messenger RNA. NCBI's taxonomy places the organism in Eukaryota, Metazoa, Cnidaria, Anthozoa, Malacalcyonacea, Plexauridae. The record is from the annotation of a GenBank genome assembly.